AUGCACCGGCAGUCCGGAUCCGAGCCAGCCAGCGAUGUGUACGGUAUGUGGACCGAGUGGCAAGCGUCAUGAUGAUGGCUUAGCAAAUCACGAAUGCAGCGUAGAUCGAUGGCUGCCGCCAAAUGCUGCUUGCCAGACACACUCUCUCUGCAUUUCCAUUCGUCAUUGCCAAUCUCGAGUAUCAGCCACCCGACAGGGUGCAACUGUGCGACGCGCAAUCUCCCCCGUCAAGGCUGACAAUUUUCGUAACUAGGCGAAUCACUAUACAGCCACCGGCCCCACCCCACGCCUUCGCGCUGCAACACUCUUCUACAACCUUUGAACAUCCUUGCUUCCAUACUUUGCUCACCACCAUCUCAUCAUCCCAAUCACGAAUGGCAGUCAUGGAUAGACUCAGCAUUCAGAAUGACCAGCACGACGAGCUGCUCAUCUUAUCCGUCAUCAACACUUGGUUCGCAGCCUUCCAGCUCUGGGACUUUCUCGUCUGCUGCCCUGAGGAGAUUCGGCGUCUCUAUGUGCCGGAGGCCAGACGCUUCUGGAAGAGGCGCAUCCCUCCCUCUCUUGGAACUAUCUUGUGA
Ceraceosorus bombacis is the source of this 578-nucleotide messenger RNA. Lineage: Eukaryota; Fungi; Basidiomycota; Exobasidiomycetes; Ceraceosorales; Ceraceosoraceae. The record is from the annotation of a GenBank genome assembly.